Molecule: messenger RNA, 582 nt
Organism: Chrysochloris asiatica (Cape golden mole)
Lineage: Eukaryota; Metazoa; Chordata; Mammalia; Afrosoricida; Chrysochloridae
Gene: SNX22
Product: sorting nexin 22
Exons: 7
Coding region: 1-582 (193 amino acids)
Molecular function (GO): phosphatidylinositol phosphate binding
Source: RefSeq, a predicted model, not a curated record
AUGCUGGAAAUUCACAUCCCGUCUGUGGGGCCCGAGCCCGAGGGAUCCAGACAGAACCCAGAGAAAGGCCACAUGGUGUUCCGAGUGGAGGUGCUGUGCCGCGGACGCAGACACACCGUUCCGAGGCGCUACAGUGAGUUCCACGCUCUGCACAAGCGGAUCAAGAAACUAUACAAAGUGCCCGACUUCCCCUCGAAACGCCUGCCUAACUGGAGGACCAGAGGCCUGGAACAGCGCCGGCAGGGCCUGGAGGCCUACAUCCAGGGUGUCCUAUACCUGAACCAGGAUGUGCCCAAGGAACUCCUAGAAUUCCUAAGACUUCGGCACUUCCCCACAGACCCCAAGGCCAACAGCUGGUGCACCCUGGGGGAGUUCCUGCCCAGCAACUGCAGCUCCCAACUUCACCACCGGCCUGUCAUCAGCUUCCACGUGGAUCCCUACACGUGUACCCCCUCCCAAGAGCCUCUGCCAAACAUGGUGGUGAACGGCGUGCUCCAGGGCCUCUAUGGCUUUAGCAUCAGCCCCAUCAAAGCCCAGCCAGAGGCUGCCUGUUGUCCUGCUCCUCUGUCACCGACGCCCUGA